AUGGACGGGGCGGAGAUGGAGGGGCCGCUCUUUCUGCAGAGCCAGCGCUUCGGGACCAAGCGCUGGCGCAAGACCUGGGCCGUGCUGUACCCCGCCAGCGCGCACGGCGUGGCGCGGCUCGAGUUCUUCGACCACAAGGGCGCGAGCGCCGGAGGCGGCCGCGGAGGCUCGCGCCGCCUGGACUGCAAGGUGAUCCGCCUGGCCGAGUGCGUGAGCGUGGCGCCCGUGGCCGUGGACAGCCCCCCGGAGCCCGGCGCCGCCGCCUUCCGCCUGGACACGGCGCAGCGCUCCCACCUGCUGGCGGCCGACGCGCCGGCCUGCGUGGCCUGGGUGCAGACCUUGUGCCGCAACGCCUUUCCGAAAGGCAGCUGGGCACCGGGGCCUGCUGAGAACCCGCCCAAACCUUCUGCCCUGGAGAUGCUGGAGAACUCCCUGUACAGCCCCACCUGGGAAGGAUCCCAGUUCUGGGUGACAGUGCAGAAGACCGAGGCGUCCGAGCGGUGUGGCCUGCAGGGCUCCUAUGUACUACGGGUGGAGGCUGAGAAGUUGACCCUCCUGACAGCUGGUGCACCAAGCCAACUGCUCCAGCCGCUCCUCUCCUGGCCCUACACGCUUCUGCGACGCUAUGGCCGCGACCAGCUCAUGUUUUCUUUUGAGGCGGGCCGGCGCUGUCCCUCGGGCCCUGGGACCUUCACCUUCCAGACAACGGAGGGAAAUGACAUCUUCCAGGCCGUGGAGACGGCCAUCCAGCGGCAGAAGGCCCAGGGAAAGUGCACUCCGGGGCAGGUCACACUCCAGGAAGGAGAAGUAGCAGAGGGGAAAUUGGGUUCCCCCACCAGUGCCCAGGAGCCCCGGGACAGCCCUCCUGUCCUAUAUGCAGAACCCUUAGACUCUGUGCAUAUUCCUGCAGGCUCCUCCCAGGACUCCCUUUACUCUGACCCCCUGGAUAGCACCCCAGGCCGGGUGGGAGAGGCCAACCCUUCGAAGAAGCCUCACUACUGGGAUACCUAUGUGCUGGUGCAGCAACAGCUGCUGAAAGCCAAGCUGAAGGAUCCCAGAGACGACCCCAUCUACGAUGAGCCUGAGGGUCGAGCUCCCACCUCUCUUCGGGGCCUGUAUGACCUGCCUCAGGAGCCCAAGGACGCUUGGUGGUGCCAGGCUCGGGUAAAGGAGGAAGGCUACGAGUUUCCCUACAACCCUGCCACCGAUGACUAUGCUGUGCCCGCCCCUCGCAGCACAAAGCCCCUUCCGGCCCCCAAGCCUGGGCGACUGGCCUUCUCUGCAUGUGGUGGUCAGGGACGGGGCACAGAUGCUGCCCUGUACAGCAAGGUCCAGAAGAGUGGUGCCUUGGGUAGCUGGGACUGUGGGCUCCCCACAGCAGGGCCCCAUGGGACAGGCAAGGCUGAGGGCUCUACCUGAGCAGCCUGCCAGCUUGGGUGCUUGGUAGGUGGCACUGGGGUCAGGAGGAGGCUGGAGUGUCCUUGUAGAACAGGGGCCAUGGGAACAGGGAAGUCAGGGGGGCCAUGCAGCCCUAGGGGUCCUAGAAGGACAUGUCCAGGCUGGGGCUGGAAUCAGGGACAGACGCCUUUCCCAUCUGCUGCUCCAACACAUGAGAAGGACAUCUUGA
Messenger RNA from Suncus etruscus (white-toothed pygmy shrew), 1627 nucleotides. It is a transcript of the gene DOK1, whose product is annotated as docking protein 1. Gene Ontology annotation, biological process: cell surface receptor protein tyrosine kinase signaling pathway; positive regulation of MAPK cascade. The record is from RefSeq and is a predicted model, not a curated record. NCBI's taxonomy places the organism in Eukaryota, Metazoa, Chordata, Mammalia, Eulipotyphla, Soricidae. Gene Ontology annotation, cellular component: cytoplasm.